AUGGUUAACUCUAUCAAUAAGGUAGAAACUAGUACCUUUUACCUGCGUAUUAUCAAUUUAAAUGUGCCAAAUUAUAUCACAGAGAUUGAAUUGGAAACAAUUAAACAAAUAAACUGGUAUUUAAAGGGUCAAUUUUUUAUUGGACAAAUGCCACCAUUGUCUAGUCUAGUAUCCUAUUUUAUUGCAAGAUUGGCAGGGUAUCAUCAAGAAGAAGUUUUCCUUUAUGCUGGACAACCUUUUCUUGAAUUUCCUAUUGUUAUCUUACGUCAAAUCUCUGCUACUUUAGGAACACUUUUAAUUCCUUUAUCUUAUUUAACAAUUCGAAAUAUAGGGCAUUCUUGUUUCACUGCUACAUUUGCAGCCAUCAUGCUCGUCUUUGAAAAUGGUAUUAUUACACAAUCAAGAUAUGUUACACCAGAUAGUUAUAUGCUGUUCUUUACUGCCUUGGCUAUUUGUUUCUAUACUCGAAAGCAAAUGAUGAUGACAGGUAUAAUGAUUGGUUGUGCAAUGAGUUCUAAAUGGACAGGACUCUUAUCUAUUCCUAUCCUUUUGACAUCUAUCCUCCUAAACACAUGGAAUCAACUUUGUAACAAAUAUAACAAGAUUAAAGAUAGUAUUCAAAAUUUAUUCAUUCAAGUGAUAACGAUAACUCUAUUACCUUUCUUGAUCUACUUGACUAUUUUUCAGAUUCAUUUCUGGUUAAUACCAAACAGAGGUGACCACGACCUCAUACUUAGUCCUCAUCUUAAACAUAGUUUGGUAGGUACAGAAACUGAACUAACGCAAUCUCCUAUUGCCUAUGGCUCUCAAAUCGUUAUUCGACAUGAUGGCACAGUUGGAGGUUAUCUUCAUUCUCAUAGAAAGAGUUUAAAAGGGGGUUCCAAACAACAAGAGGUUACACUCUACCCAUAUAUUGAUGUGAACAACCUCUGGACUGUUCACAAAACGAACCAGCUCUGGAAUAGUUCUCAACCACUUGAAUAUGUUCAUAACAUGGACAGUAUUCGGUUGGAACAUGUAGCAUCAACUCGUAAGUUACAUUCACACAAUCACAGACCUCAACUCUCAGCUAAGAGGGAUCAUAGUGAGGUAACAGCUUAUGGUGAUAAGCUCAUCGAAGAUAUAAAUGAUUAUUGGACACUGAAAGUAUUAACAGAAGAGAAUACGCCAUCAAAGGAUACGACGCUAAGUUGGAAAUCUCUUAAUCAGCGAUUUCGAUUAGAACACGCAAGAAGAUGUACGUUAAUUAGUCAUCCAGUCUAUCAAGAGGAUCAACAACAAGAAGUAACGUGUAUGUUAAGUGCAGGAACACAUGUCUCAUCAUGGAUUGUAGAAUCAUCCUACCAUAUACAACUGGAAAAUCAGACCUUAGUUAGCUAUGAGCCUAUUUCCUUUUCAAAAAAAAUCAAGCAAGUUCAUGAAUUGAUGUACAAAUACUCAACUAAUGUCUAUGAUCGUCUUGAAACAAGACCAACUAAUACAAAAUCUCAUCAAGAAUCAUCUAUUCAAUUGUAUUUUCAACAUACAGGUUUUCAUAUAUGGUCACAACUGACCGGUUAUUCUUCUCAUAUCGUUAUCAAUACUUGGUUGCCUAUGUUGACACUUUCCUGUACUCUUAUCUGUCUUGGCUUAGUUGGCCUCACCGCUCUCCUGUCACAACGUCAGAUAAAAUUCAAUGCAGUCUUCUUUGGGGAUGAUUUUAUAUUUUUCUUAUCAGGUAUGUGGAUAUGGCUUAUUGGACUUCGUUUUAUCCCCACCACAGAUCAACAAAGGUCUCUAUCGGAUUUACUAGGUGCCCUUUACUUUGGAAUUGGUUUACUAGCCGUCACUCUUCCUACUUUAUUUAUACCCCGUUUCAAACUCAUUGUAGGGACUCUGCUGAUCAUCUUGGUGACCGUCCAAUUUAAGCGUCUCUCUCAUCUCACCUAUGGCACCUAUUGGACUCGAGAGGCAUGUGAAGAGUCAGGUAUCGAUCUUGACUGCCUCUUGUUUCCAAAUCGAUAUCCAAAUAAUACAAUGACCGCUUUAACCUUUGUACCUUUACCUGCUGGACACAGUCAAUCUCUCGAAUAUCAACCUGGAAAUGAAUGGGAGGUUCAACAAGAGAAGCAAAGAUUGCAACAGUCUGUUUUUAAAAACCAAGCUACGGGCACACUUCGAUAUCAUCGUGUUUUACCAACUCCUACAAUGUCACCUGAAGAAGCCGCUGAAUGGGGUAAAGAUAUUACGGUUGCUGCAUUAAAACGACGACAGAAAGAACAAAAGAAGAAGAAGAAGAACAAAAAGAAGGCAGCAAAAUCAGCAUUGAAAAAAGAAGAAUAAUAAAAAUUCAGUCAUUACAUAAUAAUAAAUAAGCUUCAUCAUUUAAUAAAACUUUUUU
Messenger RNA from Cokeromyces recurvatus, 2380 nucleotides. Its product is annotated as Dolichyl-phosphate-mannose-protein mannosyltransferase-domain-containing protein. Gene Ontology annotation, biological process: protein O-linked glycosylation. Bases 1 to 2322 code for a protein of 773 amino acids. Gene Ontology annotation, molecular function: mannosyltransferase activity. NCBI's taxonomy places the organism in Eukaryota, Fungi, Mucoromycota, Mucoromycetes, Mucorales, Mucoraceae. The transcript has 4 exons. The record is from RefSeq and is a predicted model, not a curated record. Gene Ontology annotation, cellular component: membrane.